Messenger RNA from Solanum tuberosum (potato), 1280 nucleotides. RefSeq names its product hyoscyamine 6-dioxygenase-like. The transcript is spliced from 5 exons. The record is from RefSeq and is a predicted model, not a curated record. The coding region runs from base 53 to 1075 and encodes 340 amino acids. Lineage: Eukaryota; Viridiplantae; Streptophyta; Magnoliopsida; Solanales; Solanaceae.
UAAGCUUAAGUAGAAGAACACUCAGCCAGCUCAUUUUCAGUUGUUCAUUACCAUGGCGAAUGAAGAAGAAGAUUUGAAGGCAAUUAUGGAGAAACAUAACACAAAAUGGUUCAAUGUUGAAUGUGUGCCUGAGUGCUUUACAUUUUCCAAAGAAGAAAGACCAGGUGAUGCCCCUAUACCCAUAUGCAACAAAAUCCCAGUCAUUGAUCUUGGAAAAUCACAAAAAAUUGAAACAAUCAAGCAACUUUUGCAAGCUGGUCAAGAAUUUGGAUUUUUCCAGGUGAUCAACCAUGGAAUCCCAGAGAGCGUAACAACUCAAACAAUGUCUACCUUUGAAGAGUUUUUCAACAAUAUGACUGACGAAGAAAAAGUUAAUGUGCCAACCAGAAAAGGCUGGAUCUUCACAGGGAGUGAGGAAGAAGUUAAAAAUGGUGUUCAUUUAUGGAGGGAUAAUAUAAAACACCCUUGUCACCCUCUUGAGAAAUGCAUGCAAAGUUGGCCAGAUAAACCACCUACCUACAAAGAAGUAGUUGGAAGAUACGUAACGGAAAUAAGGAAGUUGAGUUUGACAAUUUUGGAGCUAAUAGGCCAAGGAUUGGGAAUUGAAAGAGGCUACUUUGAUGAAGAAAGUGAAGUUCAAUUGUUGUCAGCAAAUAAUUAUCCAGCAUGUCCAGAUCCAAGCUUGACUUUAGGCAUACUAAAACAUCUUGAUCCAAGCCUCAUAACAAUAAUAUAUCAAGGCAAUGUGAGUGGUCUUCAAGUUUUGGUAGAUGGAAAAUGGAUGUGGAUUGAUGCUGUGCCAAAUGCUUUUGUUGUCAACAUAGGCAAUCAAUUAGAGAUAAUCAGUAAUGGGAUGCUAAGAAGUGUGAUGCAUAGAGCAGUAACAAAUUCAAAGGAAGCAAGAACAUCAAUAGCCCUAUUUGUGAAUCCAACUCCAAACAGCAUUGUUGAGCCAGCAAAAGUCUUGUUGAAUGACUCUAAUCCACCUCUCUACAAAUCAAUUAUCUACAAAGAUUUUAUCAAUGCUUCCAAAGCUUUUGGUGCUCAUACUGAUGUCAUACAAAAUGACGCGUAAUCCAAGGCGCGUUUGGACAUGAUUUCAAAUGUGUGAUUUGAAAUAUAAUCAGGUUGAUUUGAAAUUUGGAUCUCUUAAGUUAUAUUUUUAGUUUGUGAAAACUACCAAAACUUUUAUUCCAACUCUUUAUUGUGUAUAAAUAAUCCCUUCAUGUUGUUGGAAGAAUAAUUUUCAGUAUCUUUAAAUGAAUUAUUGUUUUUUUUAA